Messenger RNA from Cuscuta campestris, 1945 nucleotides. The record is from the annotation of a GenBank genome assembly. Lineage: Eukaryota; Viridiplantae; Streptophyta; Magnoliopsida; Solanales; Convolvulaceae.
GAUCACUUAUUAGUUAUAAAAAUGUGAGAAAAUCCAAAAGUAUUAAGUUAUUAAUUAGAGAGCAACAUUUUUAAAAUUCGAAAUUAAUUAAGCCUUGUGUUGGGGAUUACUUGGAUCCGGCCGGUGACGCCACGCUAAAACCUAAAAUGCGCCCACAUAAAUGCAGGCUUGCAACAUCACUCUAUUCUCUGCUGCAUUUCGUCGGCCUCCUUCCGCAUCCCCCGCCGCCGCCAAUCAACCCUUAGCCGCCGCCGCCGGUUGCGAAAUACUGAUCGGAAAUGCAAGCGAUUAGAUAAACCGAAAGCAGUCGAUCGUCAGUAUAGAGUAGCACAGAUCCCAAUUGCAUCCUUCGUUGUUAUCUAGAUUAAACCGUUAAUGGCUUCCGAGGACGUGAAGGCUAGUGAAUCGGCUGUGGAGAAGAUCGUGAACCUCGCUGAAGAGGCGAAACUCGCCAGGGAAGAAAUUAAGCCGACGAGCCAUACAGUCCUGAGCGUCUGCAAAUCUCUCGUGGCUGGAGGCGUCGCGGGUGGAGUGUCACGGACAGCUGUUGCUCCUUUGGAACGGUUAAAAAUUUUGCUACAGGUUCAAAAUCCCCACAGUAUUAAAUACAAUGGCACAGUUCAAGGUCUAAAUUAUAUCUGGAGAACUGAGGGAUUCAGAGGAUUAUUUAAGGGCAAUGGCACCAACUGUGCCCGCAUCAUUCCAAAUUCAGCUGUCAAGUUUUUCAGCUAUGAGCAGGCUGCCAAGGGCAUCUUAUGGCUCUACCGGGAACAAACCGGAAAUGAUGAUGCUCAGCUCAGUCCUCUCCUGCGUCUUGCUGCUGGAGCUUGUGCUGGAAUAAUUGCCAUGUCUGCAACGUACCCCAUGGACAUGGUCCGAGGCAGGCUUACUGUCCAAACAGAUAAAUCUCCUUACCAGUACAGGGGAAUGCUUCAUGCUUUGUCAACUGUGCUCCGCGAGGAAGGUCCACGGGCUUUGUAUAAAGGCUGGCUUCCUUCUGUCAUAGGAGUUAUUCCUUACGUGGGUCUUAAUUUUGCCGUUUAUGAAUCAUUGAAAGAUUUUCUGAUAAAAUCUAAACCUCUCGGACUUGUGGACGAAAAUGGCGAGCUUGGUGUUAUUACUAGGCUGGGUUGCGGUGCUGCAGCAGGGACCAUUGGGCAAACUGUUGCCUAUCCGCUUGAUGUUAUUCGCCGAAGAAUGCAGAUGGUGGGUUGGAAAGAUGCUGCAUCUGUUGUAGUUGGUGAAGGAGGGAAGGGAAGGGCUUCUCUGGAGUACACUGGCAUGAUUGAUGCUUUUAGCAAAACUGUUCGCAAUGAGGGUUUCAGAGCACUCUACAAGGGCCUGGUUCCCAAUUCAGUGAAGGUCGUUCCAUCAAUUGCCAUUGCUUUCGUGACGUAUGAGCAAGUCAAAGAGAUCUUGGGGGUUGAGAUCAAGAUAUCAGAUUGAUUGAUACUUGAUAGAGAGAUUAGAGAGAGAGAGAGAACCCAAUAUCAUCCUCAUCCAUCAAUGCAAUAACUAUGUAGGCAAAGAUUCGACCAAGUUCAUGAUUUUAGGAACCUAUAUUCUACGGCGACAUUCAAGUCGAAAAACUUUGUUCUACAUCGACAGCUCACCCUUUUUUCGUAGACGCCCGUCCAUUGUGGCUCUCGUGCUUCGCCCGGGCCAUUAAUAAGAACUUGUGAGUCUUGCUGAAUAUAUAUUGCUGUAACAACAAUAAAUUUGCUUUGGAUUGCCUUGUUGGCAAGACUAUUUUUUUUUUUUUUAAAAUAGGGCACGCUAUAUUCUUCGUUGUUUUUUCAUUUUUCCUGUUUUGAGCUGUGAUGACGGAAAUCGUUUUCCGCCUUUUAAAUAUGAAUUUUGCUGUCUUCUGAUAUUCUUUGAAUGUAUGGUGUUUACUUUAUGUUUGGUAUAUGCAUAUUUGAUAUAAUAAUGCUAGGAACCUGCC